AUGACAUUAUCUGAUAAAAGAAACGAUAUUCAUGCUAAACUUAUGUCUUAUUAUCCAGAAGUUUCAGAGUGGUGUAGUCCAUUAUUACCAGGAUAUAUCAUGAUUAUUGCGAUUGUUAUAAAUUUUAUUAUGAUGAUACCAACAGGUGUUAUUGUAGCAGUAACCAAUAUGACAUUGAUUCUAGCUGUUCCCAUUGAAAUUCUUAGUAGUUUUAUCUUACCUGGUAAUCCUAUUGGUUUCUUAACACUUCGAGUCUAUACACAAUCAUGUCAAUAUCAAAUUAUACAUCUUUUAUUUAGUUUUAAAUUUGCUCAUUAUAUGAAGGUAAAAAUAAUCUUGUUCAAAAAUUUUAUUUAAAAUGAAAUGUAGAUUCCACCUCGUAUUACAUUUUCUAUGUUAUUGACAUCUGUAAUAAUUGCUAGUAUAGUGCAUUAUAUAACAGCCAUAUAUCUUCUUUAUAAUGU
Messenger RNA from Rotaria sp. Silwood2, 464 nucleotides. Lineage: Eukaryota; Metazoa; Rotifera; Eurotatoria; Philodinida; Philodinidae. The record is from the annotation of a GenBank genome assembly.